Messenger RNA from Helianthus annuus (common sunflower), 1403 nucleotides. RefSeq names its product F-box/kelch-repeat protein At3g23880. Gene Ontology annotation, molecular function: protein binding. Lineage: Eukaryota; Viridiplantae; Streptophyta; Magnoliopsida; Asterales; Asteraceae. The record is from RefSeq and is a predicted model, not a curated record. The transcript has a single exon. Bases 76 to 1170 code for a protein of 364 amino acids.
AAUACAUUAUUGGGCCUAGCCCUAAAACACUUUCUUAUAUAUAUUCUGCAUUGCACAAACACCAAAACCCUAGUUAUGUUUUCUCCAUCGAUGGAAGAAGUAUUACCUGAAAAUCUCAUCCUGGACGUUUUAUCAAGACUUCCGGUGAAAACAAUCAUCCGCUUCAAGUGUGUGUACAAAAAGUGGCGUGAUCUUGUUUCCGAUCCUUACUUUGUCCGUCUUCAUCUCUCGAGAUCGGGUGAGGCUCUAUUGAUUCACAAGCCCGAGACUUCAAACUGGGCUGGAAGUUUAGAGUGGGUAGAGAUGAAACACGAAGAUGAUUACCACCUCCACCCGGUGAAGAGCAAUAAUCCUUGUUAUGGUCUCCUUCUUUUCCCGGGUUCUGUCAAUGGUUUAAUCUGCGGUUAUCGGCCAUAUAGUUUCGUUUACAUACUUAAUCCUGUUUUGGAAGAAUAUAUGACCCUUCCUAUAUUACCAUUUAAGAAUGCGAUAUAUAGUUAUGGUUUCGGUGUUUCAGCAGCAGGGGAAUACAAAGUGAUACUUUGCAACGGGAGUGUAAGCGAAAAUAAGGUUUACGCGAUUGAUCAUAUUUUGGUUCACACCAUUGGCACUAAGGAAUGGAGAGUUUUGGGACAAACCCCUAACCCACCAAACUUAAUAAAGAAAGGUCCUGGAGUAUUUCUAAAUAGUCAUGUGUAUUGGCUUGGUGAUGGCCAAAUUUACGGUUUUGAUUUGAAUAGAGAGACAUUUGAUUUAUUUCCAUCCCCUCCAGGAGAUAACAACGCUGAAUCUAAGGAAAUGUUGGGAGUCCUAAAAGGUAGGUUAAGUCGAAUUUCUUGGUGUUCAUUAGGAUUAGAUAUUUGGGUGAUGAAGGAAACAUCUUGGUAUAAAGAGAGAACUAUCCGAGAAAAUAUAAGCCCUAUUCUUCACUCACAACCCUUGUGUCUCAUAGAUGGUUUAAAAGGUACUAGUAUUUUGAUAGUCCAUGAUGAAGCAACAAACGAGCUUCUUGCCUAUUGUCUUAACACGAGUGCUACUCUACACCUAAAUUAUCAGGCCAAAUCCUUUAAGGUAAUGACUUAUCGUCCUAGCUUUGUUAAACUCCACAGCUUUCAGAGAGCCUGUUCGGUGUAUGACAAGGUAAGAAAACAACAUUAUCAUUUUUAUUGAAAUUUCCGUUUGUAUUUCUUAUUAUCUUUCGGCCGAGGAGUUGAAGAAAGUUUCGGUUGGUUGCGACUAAUCUGCCAUAAAACUUCUUAAGAAAAGAAGGCUUGAAUGCAAACAUACAGACAGGGAAGUUUGGUUAAUCUGUGUUGAAGAGACCAUUGAGUUGUAGUGUUUGUUAAGACAACAUUUUAACUAUGUUUUUAUUUGGCUUUUGCUUUGAUUUAGUUGACUCAGCC